UUAGUCGGGUUUCUAAUUAAAUCUAUUUAAAAUUUGACAUUUUUUUAUACCCAAGUCAGUUUAUGAUCCACUCUAAUAAUAAUAUAUUAUAUUACACUUAGUUUUUUUUUGCUGCUUUGGCGGGUUCUUUAUACAAGAUGUACGAAUACAUCCAAUACAAUCAAAAAAUACUAGCUCACGGAGUGUUGGAGGCAGCUCCUCCAUCCCUGACCAGAGGGUGUAUCCGGAGUGCUGAGCCGCGUAAGCAGUCACCCAGUCGGCCGCUCCAUUGGCUUCUCUGAAUACAUGCUUGGAUAUUACACUUAGUUUAUAAUAACAGAGGAAAAAUAGAAAAAGCAAAAAAAUAAGCCCGAUGUUUGUGCCGAGCUAGGCCUGGGCAAAAGCAACGAACUUAACUUACAGAGCCAUGGACGGAGAUUUUUAAGAUCCCUGGGAAUGGAGGCGCCCAAACAAAGCAACGCUGUCUUGGAAUUAAAAGCUUCAUUCGUGAUCAUGAUGAACUCUGAUGCUAAUGCAACAGCCUUUCUGAAAAAUUCGUGCUGAAAGAGGCUGGAUGGUGUUGAGGGCUCGCUCAUUCCUCGAUAGCCAAAUAGCGCAUGCGUUCGAGCCCACCAUCGCGUCCAUGUCCUCGGCUCGCCUCCGUCCCCUCCUUUACUCCCUCCUUCGCUCGACCCCAAAACCCCCCGCCCUUCCUCCCAACUUCUCCACCGCCGUCUCCCCGGACUCCGAUCUCCCGGUCCCCGCUUCCCCUCCAACCCAGGAAUCCAUCCUCCGUGUCCUCAAGAAGCUCGACAAAAGUCCCCCAAAGGCCCUGGCCUUCUUCAACCGCAUCACGUCCCAGUGUGGCUUCAAGCCCGCCCACCUCACCUACAAUCUCGUGCUGCAAAUUCUCUGCCACAAGGACUCCAUGAAGGAUUUCUGGGCCUUCCUCAAGUCCGUGGACGACGCCGGCCACACCAUCGACCGGCGCACGUACGUCACCCUCCUCGCCAACUUCAAGAAGCACAAGAUGGCCGCGGAGUCCUCCGCCUUGACCCAAUUCUACUCCCGAGCCAUGGCGAAGGCCGCCUCCGAUGCCGCCAUCGACUCCGCCGCCAAACUCAUUCUUGGCUCGAAGGAAUGGAGCGAGGCGGUCGAGAAGAAAUUGCAAGACCUCAAUUUGUCGUUGUCGGAGAUUGUGGUCGCGAAGGUCCUUCGAAUAAUGCGACGUUUCCCUUCAAAGGCACUGGCUUUCUUCCGAUGGGCGGGGCAGAGGCCGGGGUACAAGCACGGGUUGGUGGCGUACAAUGCUAUGGCUCGGAUUCUUGGAAGGGAGGAUUCCAUUGGAGAAUUCUGGAGCUUGGUUCGGGAGAUGAAGGGCGAAGGGCAUGAGAUGGAUGUGGACACGUAUGUAAAGCUCUCGAGGCGGUUUCAGAAGACUAUGAUGAUGAGGGAAGCAGUGGAGCUCUAUGAGCUCAUGAUGGAUGGCCCCUACAAGCCGGCAAUUCAGGACUGCAGUGUGCUUCUGAGGCGGAUUGCACGGAGUGGAGCGGACCUUGAGUUAGUUUUUAGAGUUGUGAGGAAGUAUGAGGCUGCUGGGUAUUCACUGUCGAAGGUCCUCUAUGAUGGGAUUCAUCGGUCGCUGACCAGCAUUGGGAGGUUCGCCGAAGCUGAGGAGAUCUUGAAGAGGAUGAAGCUUGCAGGUUAUGAACCGGAUAGCAUCACUUAUAGCCAUUUGGUCUAUGGACUCUGCAAGGUUAAGAGAUUGAAUGAGGCUUGCAAGGUUUUGGACAACAUGGAAGCUGAUGGUUGCGUUCCCGACCUUAUGACUUGGACUGCUUUGAUUCAAGGGCAUUGUUCGAUAGGUGAGGUCGAUGAGGCCUUAGAGUUAUUGACAAAGAUGAUUGAAAGAAAUUAUGAAGCAGAUGCUGAUGUUCUGGAUGUCUUGGUGAAAGGUUUGUGUAGUAAGAGAAGGGUGGAUAGUGCCUACACUUUAGUUGUUGAAAUGAUGAACACCCAUGUAAGGCCAUGGCAGGCUACCUUUAAGUAUUUGAUCCAAGAACUACUGAGUGUAAGAAUGCUUGAAGAGGCAUUGAAGGUUCUCAAUUCAAUGAAGAGCCAUAGGUUUCCUCCUUUCGCAGACCCUUUUCCUCCCUAUAUAGCCAAGUAUGGGACAAUUGAGGAUGCUAGGGAUUUUCUGAAUGCAUUAACAGUGAACAACUACCCGUCAUCUAUGACCUAUUUACACGUCUUCAAGUCCUUCCUCCAAGAAGGCAGGUAUUCUGAGGCUCAAGAUUUACUUUCUAAAUGCCCUCGCUAUAUCUGUGAGCAUGGUGAGAUCUCUAAGCUCUUCAGUUCUAUUAAAGCUGGGAAUGCUGCUUGAGUUUACUUGUCCAACAACUCAUGAAGGCCUUGGGAAUGCCAAUUUUAGGCCUUGAUGGAUUGUCAUUGUCAUGCACGAUGAUAUGAUCAGACUAAUGUUACAGUCUAUCUUUACCUGGUAUUUUUUUGUGAAUAGUGGAUGAGUUUGUAGCUGUUUAAACUGUUUUUUAUGCAAAAUCCGGAUACACUUUUCAUACAUUCUGCUGACCCUGAAUAGUUGUUUGUGAUAAGGCUUGAUGAUUAUGGUUGUGGUUUAUGUGAUCAUUCUAUAUGCAUUAUAUAAAAAGCAAAAUAUGAAUCUUUUUCUCCCAGGACUUGGAAAAUAACCUUGCAACCAAAGUGAUUCUUGACCUGGAUUCCUAUUAGCGUUGUGUUCGGAAAGAAUCUACAGAUGACAAUGAUCACAAAUUGUGGUCAAUAAUUUUGGAUUCUCUUUUAUGCUCUAACUAGUCAUUGGAUUCUCUUUACGGCUCCAAGGAGUCAUUGUGGAGAUUUUUAGGCCUGAGAAAAAGGUCUAAGAUUGCACUUCUAGAAACUGCUUCUGCAAAUGUAUUAUACAUGAUAGAUUUUCAAAGUUAUCGAGAGCCCCCUUUGCUUUAUAAUCUUUAUGAAGCCCUAGGCUUAGUCGAGUUUUUUUGUUUUCCCCAAAAGCAUUAAAUCAUGUCUGCAGGCCCUCUUUAUGUUCUUAAAACAAGUACUUGUAAACUGGAGAUCUUUUAACAUUCUAUAAUGGAAUAAUGGAGAACUGUUAUGAACUGAUGAGUCUCUCGAGUUCUUCUGCACGUGUACUCUAAAUAUGUAUGAUGGGAAGUCUGUAUAUUAAGUUAUUAAAUCAGUGUUUAAAAGGGUUGAGGUGAAAAACAAGGCUUCUAUUACUCUUGAUGAAGAGAAGAACUAUUGGUACAUUAUGAUUAAACUGAACUUGUUUAUGUUUCAGGUGUUUGGUGCAGAUAGAAAGAAGGUGAAAGCUGUUCUUCCAUGAAGCACUAUAAGAACAUUAUCAAACACUUUGUACUUCUGCAAGGAACUGACUCACUGAUGUUCAGAAAAAAAAUAAAGCUGGAUGGUUAGGAUUCUGUUAAAUCUGAGUGUAUUCCAUUCAAAUUUUUAUUGAAAAAUGUGAUGGCUCUGUUUUGUAUUUCAAUAAGAAUACUAAAUUUUGUUUGUUAGAGGUCAUCGCUACCAAAGACAUGUUGUGCUGAAAUUCAUGCUGAUAAAAUUGUCAGCAUUGCAUAAUUAUUACAUUUUCAUGGCAUGCCUGGAAGGACCCAGAAAGAUCAACAGCAGCAUAGUUCACAAUGUUUGAGAACUGACCAAUAUAAGUAUAUUAAGGUGGAUAUGUGCAAUAAACAUGACUGUAGAUAUGCAAUAAAAAAAACCCUCAUAAAGAUUCAUCCAUUUCCAGCUGAACAUUAAUCCAGAUGACAGAAAAACAAAA
Messenger RNA from Phoenix dactylifera (date palm), 3799 nucleotides. The record is from RefSeq and is a predicted model, not a curated record. Lineage: Eukaryota; Viridiplantae; Streptophyta; Magnoliopsida; Arecales; Arecaceae.